Molecule: messenger RNA, 2193 nt
Organism: Durio zibethinus
Lineage: Eukaryota; Viridiplantae; Streptophyta; Magnoliopsida; Malvales; Malvaceae
Product: aspartic proteinase-like protein 1
Biological process (GO): proteolysis
Molecular function (GO): aspartic-type endopeptidase activity
Source: RefSeq, a predicted model, not a curated record
UUUAAAAAAAACAUGAAAAUUUUAUUAUUAUUAUUCAAAUUCCCUAAUCAUCCUUUUUCUUAUAAAACAGCCCUUUGCCUUUCACGUGAACACACCCUCUAAAACGUCACCGUUCUAGCCUCCUAGUCUAUGCGCACUACGCACCCUUCCACCAUUCAAAUAAGUGAAAUAACCAAGCCGGCUCCACUCAACUCUGCAAAACUCAAUAACUCUUAAAAGCUUUACGAUAGUCGUAUGGAGAAAAACGCGGUGGUUUUGGUUCUGAGCGUUUGGCUUUUAGUUGGAGGUUCGGAGGCGGGCACAUUUUCGUCGAAGUUGAUCCACAGGUUCUCCGACGAGGCGAAGGUGCUUUGGACUGCUCGAAACGGCAAUGUGGCUAACGGUGUCGUUUCUUGGCCGAAGAGGAAUAGCUUGGAGUACUUGGAGUUGCUGAUAGAGAACGAUUUGAAGAGGCAGAGGAUGAAGCUAGGCUCUCAGGAUCCGUUGCUGUUUCCUUCUCAAGGAAGCGAAACCCUCUUCUUCGGAAACGAGUUUGACUGGUUACAUUACACAUGGAUAGACAUAGGGACACCGAAUGUUUCAUUCCUCGUAGCAUUGGAUGCGGGGAGCGAUCUGCUGUGGGUCCCAUGUGAUUGCAUACAAUGCGCUCCUUUGUCUGCAAGUUACUAUAAUUCAUUGGAUAAAGAUCUGAGCGAGUAUAACCCAUCUUUGUCAAGCAGUAGCAAAAACCUGUCUUGUAGCCAUCAGUUAUGCGAGUCAAGUUCAUACUGCAAACGGCCGAAUGAUCCCUGCCCUUACAUUAUUGAAUAUGAUUCGGAUAAUACCUCAAGUUCUGGAUAUCUGGUUGAAGAUAAAUUACAUUUGAAGUCAUUUACUGACCAUGCAGCGGAGAGUUUGGUUCAGGCUUCGGUCAUAGUUGGCUGUGGGAGGAAGCAAACUGGUGGCUAUCUGGAUGGAGCUGCUCCUGAUGGCCUAAUGGGAUUGGGACCUGGAAACAUUUCAGUUCCAAGUUUGCUGGCAAAAGCAGGAUUGAUUCAGAAUUCUUUCUCAAUUUGUUUUGAUGAGAAUGGUUCUGGAAGAAUUUAUUUUGGUGAUAAAGGGCUUGCGUCCCAACAAUCUACUCCAUUCUUACCAAUAGGAGGAAAAUAUGAAACAUACUUUGUACGAGUAGAGCAUUUAUGUGUCGGGAACUCUUGUCUUGAGAGAUCCGGAUUCUUAGCACUGGUGGAUAGUGGCACAUCUUUCACAUUUCUUCCUCCUGAAAUCUAUGAUAAAGUUGUUCUGGAGUUUGAUAAACAAGUAGAUGCGAGAAGGAUUAGCUACCAAGAAGAUCUUUGGAAGUACUGUUAUAAUGUCAGUUCACAGGAGCCUUUCAAAAUUCCUAGCAUGAGACUUAAAUUUGCUAUGAACCAAAGCUUUGAAAUUCAUAACCAUAUUUAUUCCUAUACUGAUAUUGAGGGUUUUACAGUGUUCUGUUUAACUGUAUUACGUGGAAGCGAUGACUUUGGUAUCAUUGGACAAAACUUCAUGACAGGCCAUCGCAUUGUUUUUGAUCGAGAAAAUCUGAAGUUGGGUUGGUCACAUUCCAACUGUCAAGAUGUGAGUGACAGAUCAAGCGAACAUCUCACGCCAUCUCCCAAUGGUGAAUCUCCAAUACAACUGCCGACCAAUGAGCAACAGAGCACCAAUAAUACACCAGCAGUUGCUCCGACAGUUGCAGGAAGGGCUUCCACAAAACCUUCUGUGGCUUCACCACUGCAAAUUCCCACCGUUCUUUGCCUACUGAGUUCAUUGCUACUGCUAAGGUGUUUACUUUAACCAUUAGUAUUUCUCUCUUGUAAAUCCUCCCAAUUCUUGUCAGCUUUACCAAAUUGCGAACAUUGUUCACUUUUUUUUUUCUUCUUUUAAAUUUAUCAAGCGGGGUUGGUAGUAAGAGCAAUAUUUUGUUCAGGUAAAUCUACUUCAGGCUUAUGUUUGCUUUCAUUAGUAUUAGUUUACUGAUGCUGAGUGUACACGUAAUUGCUGCGAAAUUCUUCUGAUCCAAUCCAUCUUUGUCUUUUUGGAAUUUGUUUUUAGUUGAGGUUGUAGGUUUAAAGUUGUAUUAAAAUGAAAAAAUCUAGUAAAUUUAAUCCAUGAUAUGGGGAGUUGUUUUUAAUAUCUUGUAAAAUCUUUUCUUUUGAAUAGAGUAUUUAA